This is a messenger RNA of Scophthalmus maximus (turbot), 4721 nucleotides long. RefSeq names its product metabotropic glutamate receptor 7. The record is from RefSeq and is a predicted model, not a curated record. Gene Ontology annotation, biological process: regulation of synaptic transmission, glutamatergic; G protein-coupled glutamate receptor signaling pathway. The transcript is spliced from 10 exons. Gene Ontology annotation, molecular function: group III metabotropic glutamate receptor activity. Bases 961 to 3690 code for a protein of 909 amino acids. Gene Ontology annotation, cellular component: membrane. Lineage: Eukaryota; Metazoa; Chordata; Actinopteri; Pleuronectiformes; Scophthalmidae.
UGGAUGCUGAGACGCGGCGCGCUCAGAGGAACAAUCGUCUCACGGUUUAAGUCGGUUGGCGCAUUCGUUCCGUCGUGUUCACCUUCCCCUUGAAGUGAUGUCUGAAGACGCCAACUUCCUAAAAAAGGAAUUCCUGCCACGAAGCGGUGCUACUACUUUCCCCCCCCCCCCUCAGUCAACUGAGUGACGUCUCGCAAGGAGAAGGGGGCUGGAGACUCGGCGCGCACCGUGCAUCCCUCGCUGUGACUCAUUCAUUUCGUAUGAACGCGACCGGUUGCGGAGACCGACAGAGCCCGGGCUUUAAUUAGCUGGGUUCCCCCCAGUCCUCCGCUCAGUCAACGCACGUCAGAGCUCGUAGCCGGACGGCUUUUUCUUUAUUCUCCCCCCUCUUGCUUCCAUUUUUUGUGGUUGCUGUUUCUUCCAGGCUGCGGGGAUGACAUGCGCCCCCGGCAGACGAGCGCCAUGCCCCGCCGACCGAGCCCGCGUCCCCGCGCUCCCGUGGAGUCGGUCUGAGCGGGGAGAAUGUCUCCCACUUCUGCCGGUUCCAAUGUGUAACUAGUGGAUCUGAGAGCUAUCAUUCCGAAACCCGCCACAUGGUGACUAUCCACUCGAGUUGGCGCGUCGGGCUGUGAAGAUAUAUGGAGGUUUUGGAUUUCGCGUAAACGGCACAACGUCGGGCCAGUUCGUCCGUCGUCCUCGCGUUCUUUUGCUGGUUCUUCCCCUCCGCCGGACGCGUCCCUCCUCUCUGCCGGCACCAUUCAACAAGCUGCCCUCGCUCCUCGCCGCGCGGCGAUGCCCGAGCCGUCCACAGCGCCUCGGCUCCUCAGCCCAGCUUGUUGAAUCUCCCCCCUCGGUGACCGGAACAUGGGCCCGUGUUGAGAGUCGCUCGCCGCUGCAGUUUUUUUCCCCCCCAGUUCCACUGCAGACCCGCGUCCUUUCGCUAAAAAAAAAAAGUUCGCGAUGGCUCACCCCGGGCCGUGCGUGACGCUCGGCUCCAUCUGGAGAGCGCUGUGGCUCAUGAGGACCGCGGUCGACGUGGCGCUGCCACAGGAGACCUUUGCGCCCCAUUCGAUCCGCACCGACGGCCACCUGACCCUCGGCGGGCUCUUCCCGGUGCACGCCCGCGGGGCCGACGGCGCGCCGUGCGGGGAUCUGAAGAAGGAGAACGGCGUCCAGCGGCUCGAGGCCAUGAUGUACGCGUUGGACCAGAUCAACCAGGACGAGCAACUCUUACCCAACAUCACCCUCGGCGCGCGGGUGCUGGACACUUGUUCGAGGGACACCUACGCGCUGGAGCAGUCUCUGACUUUCGUCCAAGCUCUGAUCACGAAGGACACCUCGGACGUGCGGUGCACCAACGGGGAGCCCCCGGUGUUCGUCAAGCCCGAGAAGGUGGUGGGAGUCAUCGGCGCCUCGGCGAGCUCAGUGUCGAUCAUGGUCGCCAACAUCCUGCGCCUCUUUCAGAUCCCGCAGAUCAGCUACGCGUCAACGGCCCCGGAGUUGAGUGACGACAGGCGCUACGACUUCUUCUCCCGGGUGGUUCCCCCAGACUCAUUCCAGGCCCAGGCUAUGGUGGACAUUAUCCGAGCCCUGGGCUGGACUUUCGUCUCCACCAUUGCCUCAGAGGGCAGCUACGGAGAAAAGGGCAUAGAGGCCUUCACGCAACUCUCCAAAGAAGCAGGUGGAAUCUGCGUCGCCCAGUCUUUGAAAAUACCCCACAACCCCAAGAUGGAGGAUUAUGACAAAGCCAUCCAACAACUGCUGGAAACGCAGCACUCGCGGGCAGUCAUCAUCUUUGCCAGUGAAGAAGACAUACGGGGGGUUCUCAAUGCCACCAAGAGGGCCAAUCAGGUGGGCCAUUUCCUGUGGAUUGGAUCGGACAGCUGGGGGGCCAAGAGCAGUCCGAUCCACCAGCUUGAAGAUGUAUCGGUGGGAGCAAUCACUAUACUGCCCAAGCGCUCCUCCAUUAAAGGGUUUGAUGAAUACUUUACCGCGCUCACCCUGGAGAACAAUCGCAGGAACGUGUGGUUUGCUGAGUUUUGGGAGGAGAACUUUGACUGCAGGCUCCUAAGCGCCUCGAAGAGAGAGGAUACCAGCCGUAAAUGCACAGGCCAGGAGCGCAUCGGCAUCAACUCCAAGUACGAGCAGGAAGGGAAGGUGCAGUUUGUGAUUGACGCGAUGUACGCCAUGGCCCACGCUCUCCACAACAUGCAGAGGGACUUGUGUCCUGAUCAUCUUGGCAUUUGUCCACAAAUGGAGUCCGCGGAAGGAAGGACUCUGCUGAAGUACAUACGCAACACCAGCUUCAACGGCAGCGCCGGCACCUCUGUUGUGUUCAACAAGAAUGGCGAUGCUCCAGGACGCUAUGACCUGUUCCAGUUCCAGAUGACCAACUCCUCCACCCCAGAGUACAAGGUGGUAGGACAGUGGGUGGAGAGCCUUCAGCUCAGGCUGGAGGAGCUUCAGUGGCCAGAUGGGGAGCAGGAUGUGCCCAUCUCUGUGUGCAGUCUGCCCUGCAAAACUGGAGAGAGGAAGAAGAGGGUAAAGGGCAUGCCCUGCUGCUGGCACUGUGAGCUAUGUGAUGGCUACCAGUACCAGUACGAUGAGACAUCCUGCAGACUGUGUGCCUACAACAUGAGGCCCAACCCCAACAGAACCGCCUGCCAGCCCAUCCCCAUUGUCAAGCUGGAGUGGCACUCCCCUUGGGCGAUAAUCCCCGUCUUCCUGGCCAUGCUUGGUAUCAUUGCCACCAUCUUUGUCAUGGCGACCUUCGUACGCCACAAUGACACACCGAUCGUGCGGGCGUCGGGCCGAGAGCUGAGCUACGUGCUGCUGACGGGCAUCUUCCUGUGCUACAUCAUCACCUUCCUCAUGAUCGCCAUGCCCGACGUGGCUGUGUGUGCCUUCAGGAGGAUCUUCCUGGGCCUCGGCAUGUGCAUCAGCUACGCCGCGCUGCUCACCAAGACCAACCGCAUCUAUCGGAUCUUCGAGCAGGGCAAGCAGACGGUUACGGCCCCGCGUUUCAUCAGUCCCACCUCCCAGAUCGCCAUCACUUCCAGUCUGAUCUGCGUGCAGCUGCUGGGCGUGCUGGUGUGGUUCGCCGUGGACCCGCCCAACACCAUCAUCGACUACGAUGAGCAGAAGACCGUUAACCCCAUGCUGGCCCGCGGUGUGCUGAAGUGUGACAUCACAGACCUACAGAUCAUUUGCUCACUGGGCUACAGCAUCCUGUUGAUGGUGACCUGCACCAUAUACGCCAUCAAGACAAGGGACGUACCGGAAGACUUCAACGAAGCCAAACCCAUUGGCUUCACUAUGUACACCACUUGCAUAGUCUGGCUGGCCUUCAUCCCAAUAUUCUUUGGCACGGCCCAGUCGGCAGAGAAGCUGUACAUCCAGACAACCACCCUGACCAUCUCCAUGAACCUCAGUGCCUCAGUAGCACUGGGCAUGCUCUACAUGCCCAAGGUGUACAUCAUUAUCUUCCACCCAGAGAUGAACGUACAGAAGAGGAAGCGUAGCUUCAAGGCUGUGGUCACAGCUGCCACAAUGUCAUCGCGUCUGUCCCAGAAACCCAACGAAAGGCCCAAUGGAGAGGCAAAGACGGAGCUGUGUGAGAACCCCGCCGCUGACCCCAUGAGUCAAGCAACCAAGAAAACAUACGUGAGUUACAACAACCUCAGGAUCUGAUCUGCUUGCAAACGAAUGCAGUUUGAUCUUUAUCCGUGAUCGAAAAAAGGGGGAAGGGAGCAGCAGCGGAACAGAGGAAGACCGACAGAGAGAGAGAGAGAGAGAGAGCGCGCAAGGCGUCCCAGUACCUGCAGUACCUAUGCACCCCAGGACGGUGGAUAGCAUCUAACCUUCAUCCAGACAUGAUACAUGAGUCCUGGCGGGAACUAGCACAGCUGUAGGCCAGUGUUGUUGGGCCUCCAGAACGGAAACUGUAGUUUUUAAGCCUGUGUUGUGGCCCCCUUGUCUCUGACAGAGAACAACUUGCCUGCUUAAAGGGGCCACUGUGAAGGAGGACGGACGAAAAAAGGAAAACAAAACAAAGGGACCACGGAUCUGCUUUCAAGAUAUUUUCUUUUGAAAUGUCAUCAAAGCCAUAUUCUCAUGGGGUCUCCAUUAUCAGAUUUCUGUUUUGUAUUGUUCAUGAGUGAUUUUUUUGUGCCUCUUUUUUCCUGAAGUUGAUUUUGAUUACCUUGAACAGCAAGCUCUGCCACAUACAGUAUUUUUGUUUUACCAAAAUCAACUCCGAUCAGUCCUAGAUGAUUAUGACGUUAGAGUGAUGGGCAUUGUAAGUAUAUAUUUUUUUGUAAAUAUUUGAGAGUAUUUUCAUGUUUGGAGUACAAACCUAGAUAUCCAGUCUUUGUUCAAUUGGAUUUGGAUGGUAAUGAGAAGCACCACAAAGUGUUCACUUUGCAUGUGCCAAUGUAUGUCUGUUAUAUUUGAUGUCAACAAAAAAAAAAAAAAGAGUGAAAUAAAUUCUAAAAAAUGAUAAUGAGCUUCAGCAUCCUUCUGCGGUUUGUUUUCGUAAACUUCAAUAAAUGACAGCAUAUGUCUUUAAUCUGUGGUUGGAUUGACCCCCCACCCCAACCUGCAAGCAUGUUUGUUUUACAUAGUUUUCGUACUUUAUUGAGUGACAUUAUUAUCGGAGCAACCAUGCAAGUAUGUUGUGGUAUCUGUCAAAUUAUGAACAUGUAAUAAACUCUUUUUUGUUA